GCAUAAUAAUAACCCACUGGUUCAGACGAGACUGAUCACCAGUUUACCAGCCCGCAGGUCUACAUCACCAGUCUGCUCUCACAGAACACGGACUUUGUCCUGAACUCGUCUGGAAAGGGAAAGUUUACCCGCGAGCAGGAAUAAGGAGCAGUUUCGAGGAGUUUGGAGGAAGACGAGGAACGAGGUUACUAAGUAUAGGAUACAUCCACACAAACCUAUACAUACACACAGGACUCAGCAUGUCGGCCAGAGACACUCUGAAGGACAAGAAAAUAGAGAUCCAGACCACUUUGUGUGGAGACUACCCGUUAAUCCUCAACAAGGUUUUUGAGAAGAAGCUGAUCACCCAGCGGGAAUACAAUAAUCUGAAAAGCAUCAACAAUGUAAACGUGGAGGGACACGUUAUUGAGCUCGUGGACAAAAUCAACAACAAAGGAGAAGACACUUGCAGGGACUUCCUGGACCUGCUGCAGAGCGACGACGACAUCAGGAGCACCUUCCCGUUCUUCAGGAGCACCUUCCCGGAGCUGGGGCGCAUGUGCACCAGCUCGCCGUUACCCGCACCUGUCCCGGUCUCUGGUCCCACAGAUGGUGAAGACCGACUGCAGAACCAGGGGGAUGUUUAUCGGCUGCAGAGCCGGCCCGUCGGCCUCUGUGUGAUCCUGAACAACGAGAACUUCACUGACGGCUCAGCCAGAGCAGGAACAGACCGAGAUGCUCAGAGUCUGGCAGAGGUGUUCAGCUGGCUGGGAUUCAGAGUCCUGAUGUGCAGGGAUCAGACCAGGGACCAGAUGGAUGACACUCUGACCUGGUUGGCCUCUCUGGAUGUCCGAGUUCAGCCUCCGCGGAUUCAGGAGUGGCACCACGGCAGCUUCGCUGGCCUCCAGCAGGACGUGAGGCACGGCGAUGCCUUCAUCUGCUGCGUCCUGAGUCAUGGGAGUAAAGGUGUAGUUGUGGGGGUCGACGGGGAGUCCCUCUCCAUCAAAGAAGUUACCAGAAGGUUCAGGGCCGGCGAGCAGUCGGCCCUGACCAACAAGCCCAAGGUGUUCAUCAUCCAGGCCUGCCAAGGACCUGGGAUACAGAGAGGGGUUUUACGGAGCGGUCUGGAGGCGGAUGAUGCUGGUUCUCUGUCCACCCCUGAAGAGGCAGAUGUCCUGGUUGCCAUGGCCACCGUGGAAGAUCAUAAAGCAAUAAGACACACAACACAAGGGAGCUGGUUCAUCCAGUCAGUGUGUCAGCAGCUGACGGAGUGUUGUCCAAGGAGGGAGAACCUUACCGACAUCCUUCAACGUGUGAAUAAUGACGUGAGCCAGAAGGAGGGCUGGAAGGAAGGACCCGGCCAGGUGAAGCAGAUGCCCGAAGUGAGGUUCACCCUGAGGAAGAGGCUUGUGCUGUCCCCCCCUCACCCCUGAAUUCAACCACCAGAAAAGAAGACAGCAGACCUUCUGAAUGUUAGCAGCCAGAGCCAUUUAUUAUAUUUCUAUGUGCUGUAUA
This is a messenger RNA of Cololabis saira (Pacific saury), 1494 nucleotides long. Its product is annotated as caspase-8-like. Gene Ontology annotation, biological process: regulation of apoptotic process; proteolysis. The transcript has 6 exons. The coding region runs from base 240 to 1412 and encodes 390 amino acids. NCBI's taxonomy places the organism in Eukaryota, Metazoa, Chordata, Actinopteri, Beloniformes, Belonidae. The record is from RefSeq and is a predicted model, not a curated record. Gene Ontology annotation, molecular function: cysteine-type endopeptidase activity.